UUUUCCUCUUCAUAAAAUAAACACAAACAACCCUUCUCUACUUCCUACUUAGAUCUCCCCCCUCUCUAUCUUCUGGUAGAAUUAGAUCCUCUCUUUCCAACAAUAUAACCUUUGAAAGAUUUUAUAACAUAACACGUCAGCUGUCAGUCACAACGUGGACCGAGACUCUCCUCUCUCUCUCUAUAUCUCACGUUGUAAAUAGAACGAGGUGAGGAGAGGAGAGGAGGUUAUUUAUUGCCCGGAUCCUGAGGGUCUGUCCGGGUACGUGAGAGAUACGCCAGAGAUUGAGAGAUUUUAGAGAGAGAAGGUGAAGGAAAUCCGGUGGCGCUGCAUUCAUUCAGAAUAUCGGAAGCAAAUCCGCCGCCGGACCCCAUCCGCCGUCCGAUCGAGAUCCGGAUCUUAACACAGGGUCAGAUUUCGUUCAUCGAAUCGUCUCCGCUCUCCGAAUCUUCCAAGGCCGCUCUCGGAUUCGGAGAUCCCGUCACAGCUGCUCGUAUAAGUAGCAAGGCGGUGGGGCGGCGUGGUGUGGACUGUACAGCGAGAGAGGAAGGGAGCGAGCGGCGUUUCGAAUUUUGUUAUAAUUAUUAUUUUCUAUAGAGAGAGGAGGAGGAGGAGAGGGGAUGGCAAUGGAGAGAGGAGGUAAGAGCGCCGGCGGAGAGCCGCACGUCCUUGCCGUCGACGAUAGCUCCGUCGACCGCGCCGUCAUCGCCAGUGUCCUCCGAAGUUCUAAAUACCGGGUUACGGCUGUAGAUAGCGGGAAGAGAGCUCUGGAACUCCUGGGCUUGGAGACGGAUGUGAAUAUGAUAAUCACGGAUUACUGGAUGCCGGAGAUGACAGGAUACGAGCUCCUCAAGAAAGUCAAGGAAUCGUCUGAGCUUAAGCAGAUCCCUGUCGUUAUUAUGUCUUCGGAGAAUGUUCCGAAUCGAAUUAGCAGGUGUUUGGAGGAGGGAGCAGAGGAUUUUUUGCUGAAACCCAUCCAGCCAUCGGAUGUGUCGCGCCUGUGCAGCAGGGUCCUGCGAUGAGGACCGUUGGAUCCGUGGUCUCCUCUGAUGAAUGGACCCCGUUGAGGGCAGGGUCUUCUUCGUUUGGUGAACUGGAUCUUUAAAAUGUUCGUUUAAAUCAAAGGCUCCUCCUAUUCUAAAAGGAUGUUGAAAUCUGAACGUUUUCAGCAUGGUAUGCUGAUAGCAUGAAAUUUUGGACGGUAUAGUGGAAUAUAUCAUUGUUCAGAAGAAUAUGAAAAACUGUCUUUGGACAUUCAUAAAUGUUCCACUUUUUGGUUGAUUCUUGGUGCAACCAAAUCUAUCCA
This is a messenger RNA of Elaeis guineensis (African oil palm), 1306 nucleotides long. RefSeq names its product two-component response regulator ORR5. Gene Ontology annotation, biological process: cytokinin-activated signaling pathway; phosphorelay signal transduction system. Lineage: Eukaryota; Viridiplantae; Streptophyta; Magnoliopsida; Arecales; Arecaceae. The record is from RefSeq and is a predicted model, not a curated record.